AUGUCUCAGCCAUCCAGUGAGCUCACCUUCGGUCGUCUGGACAAAGUGGUCCCCGACCGACCCACAGCUAUUCGCGACUUCAUUGCCCAUCUGCCAAAGCGCAACCGAGUCACCCUCCAGCAUGUGAUGCAGCAUCUGGGUUUCAUCUGGUGCCACCAACGCCUCUUGCGGGUGCGUCUUCUACGCUUCUCCGGCUCCAAUGAGGCAGUUAAUCCGCAGACAGUGGACCGACUUGAUGACCCUCGUCUCCUUCUUGUCGUCUUUGUCCAAAUCCUUCUCCGUCCACCGUGGUCACACUGCUUUGUGUAUGCCGAAUUGUUGGCCCAAGCCGGGGGCUCGACCUCCGACAGCGGCAUUGAAUCUCCUCAUACGACGAUCGUGGUGUCUGCCGACAUGCCGCCUACCCCACGGUCUGUCGAACGAAACCGCCGAGACCUGGACGAGCGAGACUGGUACUGGGGCGACAUCUCUCAGUCCGAGGUGGCUGAGGUGAUGCGGGGUCAACCGGAUGGAGCGUUCCUUGUGCGAGAUGCCUCUGCUGGAUCGGCCAGUGCCUUCACCCUCACAGAAAGGUGA
Dibothriocephalus latus is the source of this 576-nucleotide messenger RNA. The record is from the annotation of a GenBank genome assembly. NCBI's taxonomy places the organism in Eukaryota, Metazoa, Platyhelminthes, Cestoda, Diphyllobothriidea, Diphyllobothriidae.